This is a messenger RNA of Acanthosepion pharaonis, 948 nucleotides long. The record is from the annotation of a GenBank genome assembly. NCBI's taxonomy places the organism in Eukaryota, Metazoa, Mollusca, Cephalopoda, Sepiida, Sepiidae.
AUGCCCCCUCUCUCUAUCAGUUUUAUCAUCUCUCCUCACAUCACCCUCUCUGUUUUAACUAUUGUUUCUCUGUUUACCCACUCUCUUUCUCUUUUUUCAGAUCUUUAUGUUUCUACCUUCUCUCUAUUUAUUCAUCUGCUCUCUUUAACCCGCGUUGCGUCUGUUUCACUAACACUCUCUCUAUAUCUUAAAUCAUCUAUGGUUUACCCACUCUCUCUUUACCUCACUUUUUACCUACUCUCUAUCUUCAUAUUACAUUCUUUAUUUGCAAAUACUCUUCAUUAUUCUCUCUUUAUCUACUCUCUCUUUACUUCACUCUUUCUUUGCAUUACCCACUCUCUCUUUCUAUUACUUUUUUUUGUAAAUACUCUCUCGUUUUCUUUAUCUGUUUAUCUACUCGUUUUUCAUUAUAUUCUUUCUUUGCAUAAUCCACUCUCUCUUUACUUUAAUGUAUAUCUAUUUUCCCACUCUCUCUUUAUCAUUAUUUCUCUUUCUUUAACUGUUCAUCUUGUCUCUCGUUACUCUCUCUUUAUCUCACUCUCUCUAUUUAAAUUACUAUUUAGAUCGUUUUCACUUUUCUAUGCCUCUCGUAUUAUCACUCCUACGCAGUCUCUAUUUUUCUCACUCUGUCUUUUAAAUACUCUCUCUUUCUCUCUCUUUCUGUUUAUCUACUCCCUCUUUAUCUCACUCAGGGUACGCUUUACCCCCCUCUCUCUCUCUUUGUAUUAUGUCUCUCUUUAUUUCAAUUUUUAUCUGUUUUCUGUACUUUCCUUUUAUCUUUAUCAUUUCUUCUCUUUUCAUCUAUUUACAUUCUCUCUCUAUCAAACUCUCCCUAAUUAUAUCACUCUCUCUAUUUAUCUCACUCUGUCUAUUUAUUUCACUCUCUCUCUCUCUCUAUCUUACUCUCUCUAUUUAACUUACUAUUUGUGUCAGUUUCACUUUUUCUAG